Monomorium pharaonis (pharaoh ant) is the source of this 6659-nucleotide messenger RNA. RefSeq names its product ras GTPase-activating protein-binding protein 2 (gene rin). NCBI's taxonomy places the organism in Eukaryota, Metazoa, Arthropoda, Insecta, Hymenoptera, Formicidae. Gene Ontology annotation, molecular function: mRNA binding. The transcript is spliced from 9 exons. Gene Ontology annotation, cellular component: ribonucleoprotein complex; cytosol. The record is from RefSeq and is a predicted model, not a curated record. The coding region runs from base 424 to 2256 and encodes 610 amino acids.
GCGUCGCCAGUUCCUCUGGCGCUGCUCUGCGCGCAUUUGCUGACACACAGUGCCGCCGAUACCACUACCACACAGUACAAGUUAAGCCGCGUAUACCGACGAAUACGUACCGAGAGACCGCGAACUGUUUUUAUAAUUAUUACCACGAACUGCGGGCUCUGUGUCUGUGGCGUUCGCACGACCGCUCGAGGCAUCGACCGACCCUCGCAAACCCGUUCGCGACACCGUCGGCUUCCCGCGCGACGUUAAGCAGCCGCUGCCGGUCGUGACGAGGUGCCCCCCCUCGUCGAGAGCUGCGUCCCCGUGCCGCACGCGAGAGCGCCUGAAACAGAUAUCUGCCUUAAUAAUUUUAAGAUUUUACAUUUGAACGUUUAGUUUGCUGUUUCCAGCGAAAAAAAUAUUCUAGAAGUUAUACAAUAAAAAAUGGUCAUGGAGGCAUCUCCCUCGCCCCAAAGUGUUGGUCGGGAGUUUGUUCGGCAAUACUACACGUUGCUGAACCAGGCUCCGGCUCAUCUCCACAGGUUCUACAAUCAGCAUUCUUCCUUCGUACACGGCGGAUUGGAUUCUAAUCGAGAGUGUACCCCAGCAAUCGGUCAAAAACAAAUACAUCAGAAGAUUCAGCAACUGAAUUUUCGCGAUUGCCAUGCCAAAAUAAGCCAAGUUGAUUCUCAGCUUACUCUUGAAAAUGGAGUUGUUGUUCAGGUGUCUGGAGAACUAUCUAACGCCGGGCAACCGAUGCGUCGCUUCACUCAAACCUUUGUACUAGCUGUGCAAGCACCCAAAACUUACUACGUGCACAAUGAUAUUUUCCGUUAUCAAGACUUAAUAUUCCCGGAUGAGGACGAGGCUGACGUAAGUGCUGGGGAUAGUGGUGAGAGCGGCGAGAGAGAAGUAGAGGAAAUCGGUCGAUCUGAACCUGAGGAAGAUGAACAUCAAACUCAGCCUCAACAAUUGCCGGCUCCUGCUCAAGCUGCCGAGCAACAAGCUCAACCGCCUCUCAUUCCAACUCAACAACCUCCGCUGCAGCAACAACAGCCGAUGUAUUACGCCGCACCACCCCAACCACAUGUUCAUCCGGUAAUACAGCAGGUGUUAAAUGGAACGGUGCAUGAGGAGGUGAUCAAUCAGCAAGCUCCACAGCAACAGCAGCAGCAGCAACAACAACAGCAACCGCCGCCACCGCCUCCAGCGCAGCAACAUCCGUACAUAGCCGAGCCAGCUGCUCAGUCUCAGUUCGUACAGGAGGCAGAGCUAAGUAAUGGAGAGCAACCGCAACAACAGAGCGAGAAUGAGCCGCAGGCUCAGCCAGAAGAAAGGCCCGAACAGCCCGAGACAGAAGCAUUUACUGUAUCCGCACAAGAGACCGAACCCGAACAUCAAGUGUCGAGCGCUACUGUAAACAACAGUGGACCUAAGACAUAUGCUAAUUUGGUAAAAUCUUCUUUCCCAGUCUCCGCUACAGGUGCUACUAGCCCACAAGCUCCCAAGUUAUCCAUGUCUCCUCCACCUAUGACGAAUCUACGUUUGGACGACAGAUCGCCAUUACACCCUUCAAAUAACGGUCCGACGUCUAUGUCAGUUUCCAAUAAUGUGUCUACAGUUCAGCAACAGACGCAUCGUGUGGGCGGAAAUCAACCGCCGCAGCAACAACAACAUCCUCAACAGCAACGCAUUCCAAGAGGUGGAUUGGUUCAAAGAGAUGGAGAACGCCGUGGUACGAGACCAGGACAAUACAGUGACGCUCAUCAACUUUUCUUGGGCAACUUACCACACAACGCUUCUGAGAAUGAUUUGCGCCAAGUGUUCGAGCGUUACGGUAGAGUGGCUGAAUUACGUGUGCACAGUAAAUCGAACGACAGAUGCAAAGGACCGCAAGGCGGAAACAAUACCGCGCGAGUACCUAAUUAUGGAUUUAUCACGUUCGAGGAUCAACAGGUUGUAACUAAGGUGUUAAACUCUCUGCCCAUCUAUUAUCCUGAUGAGAGUGGACAAAAAUUGAAUGUGGAGGAAAAGAAGGUACGACCUAGGCUGUUGGAUGGUAGUGGUGGCAGAUUGAACUCUGGCGAUGGCGGUAUGCGCUCCAUGGGACAACAGCAGCAGCAACGUGGACCGGGUGGACCUGGAGGCGUAAUGAGAGGUGGACAACAUGGUGCACGAGGUGGCCGUGGAGGUUUUUCACGGGGUGGUGACGGCGGUAGGGGCGGCAUGCGACAGCCCGGCAAUCCGAGUAAUCCCGGUUAUCCGAACCGUCGCUAAUAUCGGCCACAUUACGCAACAGUCACAAGAGCCCCUUCUGAUUUCGUCUGUAUUGAAUAAAAUCACCGGUACCAUCACGCAUCUGCCAUCUUCAUUUCGAGAAGCGGAAUUUUAGGACUAUUUCGUAUGUCGCGCGACCUCAUUACCGACGCCAACCUCAUAUGCUUAAACGUCGCUUGCAACAACGUUCGUCAAGCAACAGCAACAAUCGAUAUCAGCUGACGUAGCUCAAAAAAAAGAAAAUCGUACGAAACAUGAGCUCGAACAUGGAUGGCGUGCCAAUCAAAAUCUCGGACAAGGAUCACUCCUCGCGCGAGACUUUGAGCUCAGUGGUGUGAAUAUCUAAAAAUCAUCGGCCAGGCAAACGAUGAUCAUUGGUUCGAAUUCGUCCUUCGUACAUCGACAAUCGGGCAAUCCCGUAGGGAUUUUGCGAAGUACUCACAAAUGCAGUCAUAGACACAUACAUACACGUGCAGCCGUGAGACAAAUCCAAGAAGAGCUUAUAGGAGAACGGUUGGAGUGUGGAAAAUUUUAGUGCAAAAGGAAAGGCGACGGAACGUGAUCUGAAAUCGGGAAUUGUGUCGGAACUCUUUGUGAGGCGGUUUCAGAACAGUGCGCAGCAUUCGUUACUCCGCGCGUUUCCUCCAGCUUGCCAAAUCGCAGGACGAAAAGGCAGCGGAGCGAAUUCCGGUGCACGUACAUACACCUGCGCGUACGCGCACGCACGCACACACACAUACGCACACACACACGCGCGCGCACGCACACACAUACACACACGCACACACACACACACACACACACACACACACACACCAUGUUACCAAGCGAGAGGCGACCAAGCGAAAGGACGAUGAAGCGUCGCUGUGACAUGCGUAAAUUUCGUACGCUUUCGAGUCGACUCGUCAACCGCUGAUGAAACGUCCCGUUGCCCUAAGGUGAAGAAUCGGCAUUGGUAGCAAUCGCACGGAACGAAUCUCGACGAAACGACUACAGGAUCCCAAGACUGUCCCGGUUGCACGCGACAGAAGAAAAAAACGAAUAAAAGGAAAGGCGACAGUUUCUUUUCUUCUACGACCUUCUCCUUUAUUUAUGUCACCGAUCAUCAUUGACCGGUAUUGAUCGUAGACAGGACAAUGCUUCUAGACUGCAGCAACUGGUCUCGCCGUUUUUUCCUCGCUCCAUCCGCAUAUAAGCAUAUAAUCCUGGCUUCGUCUCGUUGCAGUUCGGAACUUUUUGUUCGUGCCUACCUUAUUCAUGGUCUCACCUUCCUUCCCUAUCCCUUUUCUUCUAGGAACAAUUACACAUUCUCCUAACAUCUUUCUACGCUGCUCUGUCCUCUCUUAUAGACUUUCUAUUCUAGCAUCUACCUCUCCCUUUCCCCUCACAUACUUAUUAUUAUUUUCGUUUAGGUAAAGUUAUAGUGAGGAUCGCGCACGCGCAUGGUCUGCUGUUGUAUCGUUCAAUCGUUAAAUUAUUGCUCGUGUGAUAGCGUUUUCACAAGAGUCAAUAACGUUUUCUGGUAAUCGCAGAAUAUUUGCGCUAUACAUCCAGUAAUUCAGCGACUGACGCUCGAAUAUCUGGCGCUAAUCAUUUUUAGCAUCAAAUGAAAGUCGCAAUCGGCACAAUUGCGGAAAUGCGUCCGAACGAUAAUGUGGAACAUUUCCGCGUUAUGUUAACUACUAUAAAAGUAACAUCUUUUUCAAAACACGACGCACCAAUUUCUCCGGACAAUAUUAUCUGUUCGCGUUUCUUGAUGCAGUACAUUCGUACAUCGCAGUUUGCUUAGAGUAUGAAGCAAAACGAAAGUUCUAGUCAGUAACAACGCUCACAAGCAAGAAGGAUCCUGCGAUUAUUAGAGAUUGAACGAUGCAUUUCUUCUGGCCUAUCAGCCUCAUUCCUUUAUGAAACUAUCGGAAUUUUGAAAACGAUCGGUCGGAAAUCCCGCAUGACACAGAAAGUAACGCCAAGCAAAUUUCUAAUUUCCUUUUUUUAUGUCUUGGAAGAAAAAAGGACAUUAAAAAUUUGAUUUUGUAAUAAGUAGUGAGAGAGAGAAAGAGAAAGAGUGAGAACAAGAGAGCAUGUGAGAAAGAGAGAGAGAGAGGGAGAGAAAGUUUGUAUUAGUUUGUAUUUCUCGUCGUUGUGAUCAAGAUCAUCGUGGAGAUUGUUAACGUAGAUCACGCACGAGCGCGACUCCACAUCCGCAGUAGUCUGUAAUCGAAAAGAAAAAGAAAAAAAAAAGAAAAUUCGUCGCGACGCCCGCGUCUGAGACACGGCGACCGCGCCUCCUAUUUGGUGCGCCGCAUCGUUUAACGUUACAUUUUUUUAGCAUGCAGUCUAGUAAUUAAUAUUCAUGUAGUAUUAUACGUGAUGUUAAUGUCUUAUAACUCGGGACAACAGUGACGACGUGACGACAAUGACAAAGACUAUGACAGACUGACUGACAAUAACAAUGAUAAUGACAAUGGCGGCGAUGAUAACCGCGGCCGCUCUGACACAGACGCGGAUAAAGGGAUAGGUUUCGCGUGGCUGCGAUUUGCUUUUUUUUGCAAAAAAAUAGCAAAAAGAAAGGACGAAAACCGAUGAGACAUCUCAAACGUGCGUUCUCGUUGGAUACAUAACGUCUCAAUCUUAAGCCUAUAUCAAUAUUUCCGUUAUAGGUAUUAACAAAAACGCUACGUAGGAGGUAAUGAAGAUUCGAUCAAUUUCGAGUCCUUAUCCUUUGUAAGUUAGUUUAGUAACGCGCGAAAACGUAUUUCCGGAUUUUUGUCGAUAGUUAUCACGUAAUUGGCUCACUUUAAUAUUGUUAAAAAAAAAAAAAGAAAAAUUAAUUAAAUCUGAAUCAGAAAUAUACAGGAUGGAGCACUUAACUUUAUCACUUCUCUCUUCCUUGCGGCAGAAAAUAGAAUAUUGUGUGUCUUAUGUGAUUAUGAAAGAGAGGAUUGUGAAAUCGAGAGAUGGUCACUUCCAUGUCAUUUUUAUUUUAUUAGUCUAAUUUUAUUCUGAAAAUUAAUAUUUUUUGAGAUUAACAGCCACUAUCAAGAAUAUUUUGAAUUUAUUAAAUUUUGAAACAAUUAACAGAUAACUGUUUAUAUCGUUUUUCCUCUCGAAACCAUGUAAAACACAUACCAAGUGGAACACGUUGCGAUCGCGCUAUUCGUUACAAAUUCAUUUAACACUUCGACUGAAACUUCACCCACAAUUUCUUGGAUAUCAUGGCAUCUGGAUGCAAUUAAGAAUCUUACCUCUCGUUUCAGUCACGUUACGAACGACAAAUUACGAAUUAAAAUAAGAUAGUUAUUAUCACGUACAAGUGCCAUAAUUCCCAAGGAAAUAAAAGUAUCAUGCACGUAUCUGUAGUACGGCAGUCAAAGUGUUAAAGAAAGGAUUAAACUUGAAUGGUGAUAUUAGGUAAAGUUCAUGCUCAGUUAAGGCAAAAAUUUUACAAAAGUGACUUGCACCUUUAAACACAUUAAAAAACUAUAUACGUCGGUUUAAACGUGAUUUAAAUAAAUACUCCGCUGGUAAAUAUGUUUCCCUUUUCACGGUACGUACGAGAUCAAUGUGACACUAGAAAGAAAGACUUCGAGAUAUUGAAGUGCCAGCUACUUCAACUUUGUAUACAUAUGUAGAGCAUAUUUAAAUGGAUAUUUGUAUGGCUAAGAGAGAAUUGUCAUUCUAGAUCCUCUUGUACAUUAAACGGUAGACCCGUCUCCAUCAUUUUUAUCCCAACUUAAAGCCGAUUACGCAUUCGAUACUUCUUUAUCAGCGCAUCUCGUGCAGGCGUAGUGAGAUAAAGAGAGAGAAAAGUAUUUUAAGCUGAGCGAUGUAGUUUAAUAUUUGAAAUCGCAGAUUAUAACUUCCGAUUUUCGCGUGCCACUUAAUAUAAAAUUAUUCUACACAACAUACGCUCACACACGCCGUUUUGACUUCACUACGUCCUUAUCCAUGUGCAUAUCCGUGUGUUCAAGUACAACGUGUUCAAAGCCGCAGUUACGCGAGAUCAUCGCUUUACAUAACUUAAAAGAGAGCUCUGCAAAUUUUUAGUGUGAAUGUUUUCAUUUUUAAGAGUAACUAUUAAUAUUAAUAAUAAUAAUAAAGAUAAAUAUAAUAACGAACGAAGGAAAGAGAGAGGAUACGAAGGAAAAGCUACAAAUAACUAUGUAAUAACGAUUAAAGAACGGCGGUUGAUAAGUUAUGAAUUUUUGUAGUAUACAUUAUUAUUUCGGUCUGCCAGGCCAGUUUGUGUGUACAACCAAUUGAAAAUGACGUUACUGCGAUAAAAGAGAGAGGAGAGGAUAAUGUGUUAAAACGGAGGGAAAAAAAAGUGAAAAAAACGAACAUCAAAUGUAUUGUAACUUUUUGCAUUUAGUAUAAUAUAUAUACUUACCUUAUACUACCAA